ACAUUUCUCUCUCACAGCUGUUAGAACAAUAUAUUCUGAGAAGAAAAAAACAUUUGCAAAAAACGAUAAUCUAACCUCGCGUAAUAGAAUUUAGAGUGAUUUUUUUUUGCUGCUACAAAUUAUAAAAGAAAAUUUAUAGAAAAUAUAAAAUAAAUAUACAAAAAAUAAAAAACGACUAACGAAGUUUUUAAAAAAUAAUAAACGAAAUGAAACAAAAUUUGGAUAAACGUGAUAUACGACCUUUUAUUUAUGGUGGUUUGGCAUCAAUUACAGCAGAAUUUGGCACUUUUCCAAUUGAUACCACAAAAACCCGCCUCCAGAUUCAAGGUCAAAAAAUUGAUCAAGCAUUUGCACAACUGCGAUAUCGUGGCAUGACGGAUGCAUUUAUAAAAAUUACCAAAGAAGAGGGUCCGAGGGCAUUGUAUUCGGGAAUUUGGCCGGCAGUAUUAAGACAAGCCACUUAUGGCACUAUUAAAUUUGGCACCUACUACACACUUAAAAGUAUUGUAAGUGAACAUGGUCUUCUUAUCGAUCCCGAUACGGGGACAGAAAGAGUAUGGGGUAAUGUAUUGUGUGCAGCGGCCGCCGGAGCGAUAUCAUCGGCCAUAGCAAAUCCCACCGAUGUAUUGAAGGUACGCAUGCAAGUGCAUGGGAAGGGUACAAUGCAGAAAAGUGUUUGGUCCUGUUUUCAUGAUAUAUAUAAAUUAGAAGGUGUUAAGGGACUGUGGCGGGGAGUAGGUCCUACUGCCCAGAGAGCAGUAGUCAUAGCUUCGGUGGAAUUACCGGUUUAUGAUUUUUGUAAACUACAAUUAAUGGAAUAUUUUGGUGAUCAUAUGACCAAUCAUUUUAUCUCUAGUUUUAUAGCCAGUUUAGGCAGUGCUAUUGCCUCUACGCCUAUUGAUGUGAUACGUACCCGCCUUAUGAAUCAACGACAUGUUACGGUAGUUAAUGGAAUGGCUACCGCAGCAACAUCUACGAAAAUCUAUACGGGUAGUUUAGAUUGUGCCAUACAGACUGUACGAAAUGAGGGUUUAUUGGCUUUAUAUAAAGGUUUCAUACCCACUUGGGUGCGUAUGGGACCCUGGAAUGUUAUAUUCUUUAUGACAUAUGAGCAACUUAAGAAAUAUUAACAACAACAUUAAUUUGGCUCGGUUUUACGUUGUCUCUCAUGGCUGUUAGUUUUAAUAAAGAACAAACUAUAUACAUUUAGUACAAGCUAAAACAAAAA
Molecule: messenger RNA, 1228 nt
Organism: Lucilia sericata (common green bottle fly)
Lineage: Eukaryota; Metazoa; Arthropoda; Insecta; Diptera; Calliphoridae
Gene: Bmcp
Product: mitochondrial uncoupling protein Bmcp
Exons: 5
Coding region: 207-1130 (307 amino acids)
Biological process (GO): transmembrane transport
Source: RefSeq, a predicted model, not a curated record